Molecule: messenger RNA, 2060 nt
Organism: Gymnodraco acuticeps
Lineage: Eukaryota; Metazoa; Chordata; Actinopteri; Perciformes; Bathydraconidae
Product: C-C chemokine receptor type 8-like
Exons: 2
Coding region: 66-1142 (358 amino acids)
Biological process (GO): chemotaxis; immune response; G protein-coupled receptor signaling pathway
Cellular component (GO): membrane
Molecular function (GO): chemokine receptor activity
Source: RefSeq, a predicted model, not a curated record
CUGAAGUCUACUCCCCCCGCCCGCUCUCUGCAUCGCCACAGCGCUGCACUGGUCAAAACCCAGCCAUGAGCGACGAUGACGACUAUUUGGCGUUUAAGGAAAUGUAUGAAGCCAAUAGCUCAACUGAUCCCAGCUAUGUGUUUAGUGAAACUGUCGAGCUCUGUUCAAAGCAGGCUGUCAACCAGUUCGGUGCAAGACUCAUCCCAGUGUUCUACUACACCAUCUUCCUCCUGAGUUACCUUGGCAACGGGCUUGUUCUCUUUAUCAUCUACAAGUUUGAGAAGCUCAACACAGUGACAAACAUCUUCCUUCUGAAUUUGGUCCUCUCCAACCUUCUAUUUGCCUCCAGCCUCCCCUUCUGGGCGACAUACCAUCUGUCUGAGUGGAUCUUUGGUGUGGCUCUGUGUAAGAUGGUAAGCAGUGCGUACUUCAUCGGCUUUUACAGCUCAAUCCUAUUCCUCACACUCAUGACAUUUGACCGAUACCUUGCAGUAGUGCAUGCAGUGGCAGCCGCCAAGAGCAGGAAGAAGGCAUAUGCCAUUACUGCGUCAGUGGCAGUUUGGUGCAUCAGUAUUGUAGCUAGUGUGAAAGAGCUGGUUUUCCAAAAUGUGGGAAAGAGUGUAUUCAAUGGGCUGACAUGUGAAGAGUUGGGAUACUCCGAGAGCACCAUCGAGCGCUGGCGGCUGGUCACUUACUAUCAACAAUUCCUGCUCUUCUUCCUCCUCCCUCUCACCGUGGUGAUGUACUGCUACAUUAGCAUCACUAUCCGCAUUUUGUCUACCCGCAUGAAGGAGAAAUGUCGUGCUAUCAAGGUCAUAUUUGUCAUUAUCUUCACCUUCUUCGCCUGCUGGACACCCUACAACAUCGUCAUCCUCCUUCGAGCUCUUCAGGUCACCAGCAAGGAGGAAGGCUUAUGUUCCGACUCGGAAAGCUUGGACUAUGCACUGUAUGUGACCCGGAACAUAGCCUAUCUGUAUUGUUGCAUUAGUCCUGUGCUUUACACAUUUGUGGGAAAGAAGUUCCAGAGCCACUUCAGAAGGCUGAUGGCUAAAAAGAUUCCCUGUCUGAAGAGACACAUGAGCACCAGCAGCCAGAGCACCAGGAGCACCUCUCAGAGGACACACUCCGCCCACGAGUACUAGACACACACACACUAUUAAGAAUGAAUGUUGUAAUCAGUGUGUGUAUUCAGGUGGCUUAGUUACCAUCUAUGCAAAGUUGGGGAAAUUAUAGGAAACAUUAUUUAGACUUCAGAAACAGGUUUAUUACCAAUGAAUGUCAGAGAGUUGAUUUUUGUCAUCUCCUUGGUUUGAUUUGACGAACAUCUGAUAAUGAGGGAAAAAAAGACAAACACCAUCAGUAAACCCACCCUUUACUACUGAAGUGGUUUCAUGAAUGAUUUUCGUCUUUCAAUUGAAGCGGCACUGGCUCUCAGCCCCCAAAAACUGGUUCUACUACCAAACAAUCUGCACAGCCGGCACCAAAAGCCAAGAGCCUCAAGACGGAGCAACAACAGUUCAUGGAGAGAAACGCCAGGCAAACAUGUGACAUUUUUCAUUAUUCACCACACUAUGAAUUAUGUCCCAUUUACUAUCAUUGUGUUAGCAACUACAUAUUCAUUCAAAUUGUAUAAUUUUGAUAUGGGUCAUUAAAAAAUUGGAUGGCAUUUUCUGUCCCACCUAUUGUUGAUUAAUAGGGUUUUUAUUCUGUCCGGGCAUAACAGGUGUAUCCUCACCACCACGAGGUACCGAUAAACUCCCUUCUUUCCAUACUACCUCCAUUGAUCAACUCUUAUUUAUACUUUCCUGUUAGUUUAUCCUUUAGAUUGUCACAGACCUGUUAAUGAACACACUUCUGAAACCUUUGAGAUGUAAUACCCGUAAAGCACUGCUGCCGUAUUUCAGAUCAAACGAUCAUGGCGACCUCCAAUGUGACUUACUAUUUUCUGCAACAGAGUUGACCAGGUGCUACUUGCCAGCUGUUAUCUCUGGGAGACUGCAGUGUUCAGUCAGGGAUUGACCCUCAACCAAGGAGACAGGACACUGGAAUCAAACUGGACU